This is a messenger RNA of Protobothrops mucrosquamatus (brown spotted pit viper), 2055 nucleotides long. RefSeq names its product solute carrier family 19 member 2 (gene SLC19A2). The transcript is spliced from 7 exons. NCBI's taxonomy places the organism in Eukaryota, Metazoa, Chordata, Lepidosauria, Squamata, Viperidae. Gene Ontology annotation, molecular function: vitamin transmembrane transporter activity. Gene Ontology annotation, biological process: vitamin transport; transmembrane transport. Bases 57 to 1547 code for a protein of 496 amino acids. Gene Ontology annotation, cellular component: plasma membrane. The record is from RefSeq and is a predicted model, not a curated record.
CGGAAGCUGCCGCUGAAAGCGGGACUUUGAGUCGCCCCGUUGUGGGGGCUCGUCCGAUGGAAACGCCGGGUGUCUUGGACGGACUCCAGUCCCGGUGGUUCCCUGGCGGCGCGAGGCGGACCCCGCGGCGUUUUGGUUGGGUAUUUCCUACGACUGUGCUGUGCGGCUACGGUUUCUUUGCCAACUUGCGACCGUCGGAACCUUUUCUCACGCCUUAUUUGUUGGGACCGGACAAGAAUCUCACCGAGACCCAGGUCUUCAAUGAAAUUUAUCCAGUAUGGACAUACUCUUAUUUAGUGCUGCUGUUCCCAGUCUUCUUGGCCACAGAUUAUCUCAGAUACAAGCCUGUCAUCCUUCUGCAAGGACUAAGCCUUAUAGUAACAUGGUUUAUGCUUCUGUACUCCCAAGGAAUUCUAGCUGUUCAGUUCCUAGAAUUCUUUUAUGGAUUAGUGACUGCAACAGAAAUUGCUUAUUACUCUUACAUUUAUAGUGUUGUGGACUUGAACUUGUACCAGAAAGUCACAAGCUACUGUCGAAGUGCUGCCCUUGUGGGCUAUACCGUGGGCUCUGUCUGUGGACAAGUCCUAGUAUCUGUUGUAGGCUGGUCCUUGUUCAGUUUGAAUGUGGUGUCACUUACUUCUGUAUCUGUUGCCUUUGCAAUAGCUUGGUCUCUGCCUAUGCCCCAGAAAAGCUUUUUUUUCCACCAUCAUUCAAGCCUCCAGGCCAGUAAAAUGAAGGUUCUAAGUUAUAAAAAUGGAACAAUUAUCCAACAUGAUCCUGCCUUAAAGAAGGUUCCCGGGUUGGAAGAUGUGGAAUUGAAGAUUCCAUUAAAUAUAGAAGAGUGUCCUGCAGAUGAGCAGGAGCAAAAGGUGAACAUCAUGAAGGGAAUCAAAGAACUCUGGCAGGACCUCUUACAGUGUUACUCUUCCUGGCCUCUGCUGUGCUGGUCUGUAUGGUGGGCCCUGUCAACAUGUGGCUAUUUCCAAGUGAUCAAUUAUGCUCAAGGCAUGUGGGAAAUUGUGCUGCCUUCUCAGACCUCUGAGAUCUAUAAUGGUGCUGUGGAAGCAGUUUCCACGUUGUUGGGUGCUGUGGCUGUAUUUGCUGUGGGACACAUAAAAAUAUCUUUUCUUACUUGGGGUGAAAUAAUCUUAGCUAUGUUCUCCUUCUUCAUUGCUGCAGCUGUGUAUAUCAUGGACACUGUUCGUAACAUUUGGGUGUGCUAUGCCUCCUACAUGGCAUUUCGAAUUGUCUAUAUGCUACUCAUUACAAUUGCAACGUUCCAGAUUGCUACAAAUCUAAGUGUAGAACGCUAUGCCCUUGUAUUUGGGGUUAACACUUUUAUUGCACUGGCAUUGCAGACAGUACUCACAUUGAUAGUUGUUGAUGCAAAAGGUCUUGGCCUUGAUAUAGUUACACAGUUCAUGAUCUAUGCUGGUUAUUUUGCUGUCAUAGCAGUAUUGUUCCUGAUAAGUGGCACAUAUAGUAUUAUCAAGAAUUUCUGGACAAAGGAAAGGAGAAGAAAUGAUGCUGUUGCAGAUGACACUUAAAAUACAAAUUUCUACUUUGGAAGUUAAUCUUAUGAAAACGUCCAAGAAACUUUCUUGACUCACAAAGAGAACAUCUUCCCUUCAACUAUUCAUAUAACCAACAUACAUAAUUUUAAUUAUAAUUUAAAAUAUAAUUAAAAUUGUAUGUACUUCAGCCCUUCGUGUUUCUCUUGAUAAGUAAAGGUUGAUAUAGUAACUGUGAAACUUCAUUUAUGUAAAGGAUAUUGGUAGUGGAUGAAUUAUGACACUUUCCUUGUUUGAGAAUAGCUGUGUGAACGCACAAACACACACAUGGGGAAAAUUAUGCCAUAUUAAUAACUAAUAUUAAUACAGUCCGCUCUUUUUGAGGAUAUAUGUUUUUUGCAUUAAUAUAAUCACAUUACGGUACAGUGUUUUAAAGAGAAGUUUCCUUCUCAAAGUAAAAAUAGCAGGAAAGUUAAAUAAAAAUAUCUUGAUAGGAAAAAAUAUUUUAAUCAAACUGUAAAACUAUUUUAAACAAAUAAAGAUA